AUGACGUCACACAUCGACAUAACCACUAUUCAACAAGUCAUGGACUCGAAGACCAGCGUAACCGCACACAUGCGAAAUGAACUGUAUAGUAAGUCCAAAUUCAAAAAGCCUCAGAUCCAUACCAACAAUGCCCAGCAAACCGAAUACUCCACUGAUAACCCGCUCAACCGCGAGCCUCCGCUCAAGAAGCUCAUCUCAAGUUUCCUCACACCCCCUGAUAUCUCCUACGACCGCAACCACGGUCCCAUCCCUCAUCUUUCUGCAGAAUCCCACACCGUCCGCGUAGACGGCCUCGUCUCUCACCCUCUCACGCUAUCCAUCCAGCAACUUCGCACCGAGUUCCCUCAACAUGAAGUUACCUGUGCAUUGGAGUGUGCCGGGAACAGACGACACACGAUGCGCACCAUGCUCAAGGAAGUCCAGGGUAUAGAUUGGGGCGAUGCAGCCGUGAUGAACUGCGCAUGGAAGGGACCGCGAGUGAGAGAUGUGUUGCGUAGAGCUGGGGUCAGUGAUCGUGUCCUCGACCCUGACCCUGACAUCAGUCUAGGUCUCGGUCUCCAUGUCGCGUUCUCGUGCUACCAGGUCCCAUGUCAGGACGAUGGCUGGUUCGGGAGUAGUGUACCGUUGGAGAGAUGCUGGGAUGUUGAGAAUGAUGCUGUGCUUGCUUUGGAGAUGAACGGAUCCACCCUAUCUCCGAAUCAUGGCUAUCCUGUCCGAGUCGUCCUCCCUGGAAUUGCGGGCGCCAGAUGGGUAAAAUGGCUCGACCACAUCACAGUCCAAGACCAUGAGACCUCAAACUUCUAUCAGCAACAUGAUUAUAAGAUUCUGCCUCCCGAGGCCGUAGAUGCUGUCUCUGCGGAGCCGUUCUGGGCCGUUACCCCAGCGAUGUGCGAUAUGCCGAUAAACUCUGUCGUCGCGGUGCCGGACGACCACGAGACGGUGCGAUUGUUGGGGUCUGGAGAGCUGGAGGUGAGAGGGUAUGCAGUUCCCAAAGGUAGAGAUGGGCCUGUUACGAGAGUGGAGGUGUCUGGGGAUGGGGGGAGGACUUGGGUGGAUGCUGAGAUUGAGAGUGGUAAUUCCGGGAAUACUAGGUGGUGUUGGGUGCUAUGGAGAGCUAAGGUUGUGGUUCAGAGGGGAGUAGGGAGGGAGGUGUUGAGUCGCGCGUUCGAUAAAGGUGGGAAUGUUCAACGGCUGCACUCGCCUUGGAAUCUGCGAGGGGUUGGAUAUAAUGGAUAUGGAAGGGCAAGGGAGUUGGUGGUGGUUUAG
This is a messenger RNA of Aspergillus tanneri, 1266 nucleotides long. Its product is annotated as putative sulfite oxidase. Lineage: Eukaryota; Fungi; Ascomycota; Eurotiomycetes; Eurotiales; Aspergillaceae. The coding region runs from base 1 to 1266 and encodes 421 amino acids. The record is from RefSeq and is a predicted model, not a curated record. The transcript has 3 exons. Gene Ontology annotation, cellular component: mitochondrion. Gene Ontology annotation, molecular function: molybdenum ion binding; oxidoreductase activity.